This is a messenger RNA of Magallana angulata, 360 nucleotides long. RefSeq lists its product as uncharacterized. The record is from RefSeq and is a predicted model, not a curated record. Lineage: Eukaryota; Metazoa; Mollusca; Bivalvia; Ostreida; Ostreidae. The coding region runs from base 1 to 360 and encodes 119 amino acids. The transcript has 4 exons.
AUGAAAAGAGAGCGAUCAUCCGAAAGAAAGAGCAAGAGCUCGUCAAAGAGGCACAGCAUAGAUGCCUCAUCUAAUCAUUCCAAUGACAGACAGUGGUAUGAUGUGCUGCUGGAACUCCACAUCAAAUCUAGUUACAAACUGACGAGUGCAAUCAACAAGUCAGAAGACAGAAGGGAGUUGCCAACUGUCCCGCAACCCACCCACACUAUUGAGUGGCUGGCUCGCACCAGUUUCAGACAUCGCCCCAUGCACCUCAAUGUUCCGCAGCAAAAGAAACUUCCCCAGCAAAGGAAGCAGAAGGUUGCCAAGAGACGGUGUGUGCAGCAUUCUGAGCUUGACACCUCCUUCAUUCUCUACUAA